UACGGGAUUACAAACCCCAACUGAACAUAGUUAAACAUAGUAUCCCAAAUCCGGCGCUUCAUUCCGAGUUCCGACUCAGAUCCGGAAAAGCAAGCUUCAACAUCCUGCUCCGAGUUGACUCACCUCUUUCACUCUUCCUCCGUUCUGCGUCGCCGAUUUCCGAUCAGAGGGUUAAAUUUGUGCAAAAAUGAAUUUUCUGAUGAUGCGGUCAAACCAGACUGCAGCUCCAGAGCCACCGCCUGCUCAGGAAAUUCAGGCAGAGAACAAUAACGUGCCAAAACUAAGUACUAGUUUAGAUGCUCUGAUUGCUGAAGAUCCAUUUCAGCAUCCUACAUCUUCUGAGAAUUGCAGUGUAGAGGGCUAUAACCACGGGAAUGAAAACGGAGGUGCUGCUGGGGUGAAUGUGAAGUGCAACCAUGUUGAGGUUACUGAAGAUGAAGGAUGGAUAGUUAUUCCAAAAAAGGAGCUUCCUGAUAAUUGGAGUGAGGCACCUGAUAUAUCUUCCUUGCGCUCAAUGGAUCGCUUCUUUGUUUUUCCUGGUGAACAAGUUAAAAUACUAGCAUGCUUGUCAGCAUAUAGAGAGGAUAUAGAGAUUAUUACACCAUUUAAAGUUGCUGCACUUAUGAACAAAAACGGGGUUGACCAAAACAGCAAGAGUCAAAAUGGCAGUACUGUUAAUGCGACUAAUCCUGUUUCUGAUGGAGCAAAACUAAAUGAUGGUGAGUAUAUGAAUCAGAAUGGUACUGUGAAACAGGGAAAAUAUGAUCUUAAAAAAGAAGCUUCAGCUGGUGAAUCUCUUCUGAGAAGGGAGGAUCAUAGGAGACAGACGGAAUCCUUGCUGCUAAGAAUGAAAACUUCACACUUCUUUGCUCGAAUAGCUGAGCCAGAUGAGGUACUGUGGACAAGAAGAAAAGCUACAGAAGAUUCAUCUAAGAUGAUUGGAGAAAAUGUAGCAGCAGAUGACUUAGAAACUCAAAAGACUACAAAAAAGAAACUCUCUCUAAGUGCUGCAAUUGACAGGGGGAAUUUUGAUGCCAUCACAUCUGGAGGGGUGGCAAGAAAUGCUAUGAAGUCCUGUGCUCUUCCAAAUGGAGAUAUAGUGGUACUUUUACAGGUAAAUGUUGGUGUUGAAUUUUUCAGAGACCCUGUACUGGAAAUUCUCCAAUUUGAGAAAACUCAAGUGAGAAGUUUAUCUGGGGGUCAGGAUUCAACUUACAUAGAUCAAGAUCCUUGUGGUGAGCUCUUGAAGUGGGUGCUUCCGUUGGAUAAUUCUAUUCCUCCAGCACAACCUCCAUCCCCUCAACUAAAUUCUAGUCCAACUAUCCGCACUACAACCACAAGGUCCACUUCAUCACCAGCAACUGGUUCUCAGCUUUUCUCUUUCGGGAACUUCAGAAGUUACUCCAUGUCCUCAGUUCCAUCAAAUACCAUACCGCCGCCAUCUGCUUCAACUCCAAAUUCCAAACCUAAUUUUGAUCCAGAAGAUUGGGAACAAUUUUCAUUUCAGAAGGCAAUCAAGAGUGAACAUAAUGGGACCGAAGGGCUUUUAUCUUUUCGAGGUGUAUCCUUGGAGCCUGAAAGAUUUUCAGUUCAUUGUGGUUUGGAAGGGAUAUUUAUGCCAGGAAGGCGGUGGAGGAGGAAAAUUGAAAUUAUUCAACCAUUAGAAAUUAAGUCUUUUUCUGCUAACUGCAAUACAGACGAUCUCCUUUGUGUUCAAAUAAAGAAUGUUGCUCCAGAACAUACACCAGAUGUUGUUUUGUAUUUAGAUGCCAUAACAAUUGUUUAUGAAGAGGCAUCACAAUGUGGGCCACCUUUAUCAUUACCGAUUGCAUGCAUUGAAGCUGGGGAUGAUCAUUGUUUACCAAAUUUGACUCUCAGGAGAGGUGAGGAACACUCUUUUAUUCUCAAACCAGCCGCUUGCAGUUGGAAAAACUCCAAGGGUCACAGUGAGAAAAGUUCACAGUUAUCGCAUAUAAAAGGUGGAAAUAUAGCAUCAGCAUCACAUCAGUCCUCAAACAUUGAAGGGAGAAAUACUGCUUCAACUGCUGAUAAGUAUGCUAUUCUUGUAUCAUGUGGAUGCAAUUAUACUGAAUCUAAGUUGUUCUUCAAACAUCCCACAAGCUGGCGACCACGCAUCUCUAGGGAUCUGAUGAUCUCCGUUGCAUCUGAAAUGUCAAAACAAACUCUAGUGUCUGAUGAAAGUGGGGCUCAGCUUCCAGUUCAGGUCCUAACUCUUCAAGCAUCAAACUUGACUUCUGAAGAUUUGACAAUGACAGUGCGUGCUCCAGGCUCCUUUACUUCUCCGCCUUCUGUGUUGUCAUUGAGUUCUUCACCAACAUCACCACUGAGCCCCUUUCUUGGUUCUUCUGAGUUCACUGAAAGAUUGAAUAAUGACAAACAAGCUGCUGCUGUGCAGAGGCUCAGCUCAACGUCAGAGAGUAAAGUACAUGAACUGAAAGGUCAUUCAAGGGCAGUUUCAUUUAAUGAGAAGGCCAUUUCCCUACCCAAUGUACUUCCAACUAAUGAUUUGGGCUGCACGCACUUAUGGUUGCAGAGUAAGGUUCCCUUGGGAUGCAUUCCUUCUCAAUCCACAGCAACAAUCAAACUUGAGGUGCUUCCCUUGACAGAUGGCAUAAUCACACUUAAUUCCUUGCAGAUUGAUGUAAAGGAGAAAGGUCUCACGUAUAUACCUGAGGAGUCCCUGAAAAUAUAUGCAACUUCGAGCAUUUCCACUGCAAUGAGGUGAUAUUUCCACAUUGUGAAUGUUAGGUUCGUAUUGGCUUUGAUGGUAUAUGGUUCACAGGGUAAUACAAUUCGACCAAUCUCACCUUCCUCUUCCCUAUAUUUUAUCCAACUAUGAUUUGGUCUAAAUUUGAUGUAUAUCCCUGUUUCACAUGUCACUAUCUGAGAUCAGUAUUUGACAAAUACACUAAAUCGUGAACGGGUAAAGUUUGUUCUCUCAUCAUAGAUUGCAACUAUUUCAUUCACCUUCUGUAUGAUUCACGAUGAGGUCAUACAUACACCCCAUUUGAGUCAGUAUGAUAGUGUCUCCUAUUGUAUAAACCUUCCUCCGUCUAAAUACUCUUUGUAACGACUAUUUGUGCUAUUCAUGUUUAAAAAAUUGCUGUUUUGAUAA
Messenger RNA from Ipomoea triloba (trilobed morning glory), 3136 nucleotides. RefSeq lists its product as uncharacterized. The record is from RefSeq and is a predicted model, not a curated record. Bases 188 to 2746 code for a protein of 852 amino acids. The transcript has 11 exons. Lineage: Eukaryota; Viridiplantae; Streptophyta; Magnoliopsida; Solanales; Convolvulaceae.